Messenger RNA from Anneissia japonica, 1244 nucleotides. RefSeq names its product hemicentin-1-like. The record is from RefSeq and is a predicted model, not a curated record. Bases 369 to 1235 code for a protein of 288 amino acids. The transcript is spliced from 3 exons. Gene Ontology annotation, molecular function: cell adhesion molecule binding. Gene Ontology annotation, cellular component: cell-cell junction. Lineage: Eukaryota; Metazoa; Echinodermata; Crinoidea; Comatulida; Comatulidae. Gene Ontology annotation, biological process: cell-cell adhesion.
GGAGUAAUGCUCAAUGCCUCCGACCACUGGUCGGGCAUUUUCCAUGCACCUGCCUAGUGGCCCCUUUUACCAACAUGUAUACUUUUUUUUUACUAAAUGAGGGCUCUCUAAAACCGAGAGGUGGGGGUCCGCUCAUCGCCUACCCCCUCUAGUUCCGCUCCUGAAAAAGCGGACAUAAGUAGCCUAAUUUUCUGUGGAUAUGUCAUCAGUCGAGUGCGCCACAAGCGUCUCCACCAGGCCAAGGUAAACACCGAAGAACAUGGUCUAUAUAUAUAAUUCCUGUUUACCAGUUCAAACAACGAAAGUGGUCUAUACCCCUGCUUAUUUCAAAGUCUGUGUUUGCUUGUUUAUAUACGGUCUACCUAAAAAUGGCUGGUAUUAAGUACACCAAACAAUCAUCGAAUCUAGCAACAUUAGAAUCACGAAUAUUGCUUCGGAUUAGUGUACUAAUUCUUGUAUUUUAUGUGGAGCCUAAUGCGGGCCUGAGCAUUAAUGGCCUAGAUGCAGACAACCUACGUGUGAAUGAAGGGGACAGCGCCGUAUUGCCCUGUUUCUACUUGCCAACAAACGCCGUUAUCGGCAAGUGGUAUUGGAAGACGAAUGGAAGUGUCAUUAUAAGAUCAGAUGACCCAUCAGAUCCAAACUCAAGGUAUUUACUGGGUGACGCAACUUCCGGGAAUGUUAGCUUAGUUUUCAAAGAGGUGUUGCGAUGGGACAAGGGUACCUAUACAUGUGGAGUGAACGACCAGUCUACAGGAUCAGAUCAAUCAGAUGACAGCAAAUUAACAGUAAACUAUCUAGAUAAUCCUAAAAUUCAGGCACUAACCGACACACGUAUACCUGAAGGUACGCGAGUAUCUAUGUCAUGUAAAGUUGUGUCGUCGUUUCCGAAAGUGAUUUUUCUUACGUGGUUCUUUGGUGGAGACGUCAUAGACAGUGCUUCUGGCAUAUAUAUUGUCAACGAUGAAAUAUUAGAAAUAAAAAAAUUUGAUCAACGUGAUGCAGGGAACUAUAGUUGUAGAGCUGAAAACGAAUACUUUGUUGGAAAAAACGGAAAAUAUAGCAAUUCAAUUACAUUCAGUUUAAGAAAAAAAGGUAAGCCAAAUAAACAGGUAGACCUAUGGAAUACAAAACAGUUUACCUUAAAAUCUUAUAAUACAUUAUUAUUAAAUAGAACAGUGAUGUUGUUAGAUUUUUAUAUCUACCUGCUCAACAACAACAACAACGGCAUUUAACAAAAACCA